AUGGGAACGUUUAACAUUGCCAAAGCAAUCAACCAGCCCCCCAACCUGCACCAGCCUCAGGGGGGCCUCAGCACAUUCGCGGGGGAGAACUUUGUGUUCCAGUUCACGGCGGCGGACCCCGAGGGCUCGGCGCUCCUCUUCCUCCUGGAGCAGGGCCCUCCCGACUCCACGCUCUCCCCCGCCGGCCUCCUCAUCUGGAAAGUCCAUCCGGUGGAGAUGCAGGGGAAUACUCGGCAGAGCUUCGAGUUCACGCUGUCUGACGAGUGCAAUGCCCAGAGCAGCUACACCGUCGAGGUGGCUGUGAAGCCUUGUGGGUGCUUGAACGGCGGGACGUGUGUGACCAACGUGGCCUUCCCGGCGGGCAGCGGAGAGUACCUGUGUGUGUGUCCCCAGGGGAUAGGAGGGGGCCUGUGUCAGGAGGACAUUGACGCGUGUCUGUCGGCUCCGUGCGGUGCCCGGGGUGUGUGCUGAUACCGUKGAUGGCUUCCUCUGUGAAUGCCCUGCAGGCCUGAGAGGCGCUACCUGUCAGGAAGAUGUGAAUGAGUGUGAGAGGACGCCUUGCAUGCCUGGAGUCCAGUGUUUCAACAUCUUCGGCUCCUACAGGUGUGGAGGCUGCCCCCACGGCAUGCUGAGAGAUGGGACCACCUGCACAGCACCUGUACGAUCGAUCCUCAAUGUCCCCAGCAUUGGACCCACCACUGUCCCUACCACCACUACCACCACCACUACCACCUCUAAGACCUCACCCAAKAACAGACCAGACCAACACAAUCAACCCAGGAUGGACUCUGGCAGACCUGGAAUCCCACCGACCAAUAAGCCUGGACUCACAAAACCAACAUGCCUGGACUUCCAGAGACCAACAGGGCAGCUGCCAAGGC
Molecule: messenger RNA, 881 nt
Organism: Salvelinus sp. IW2-2015
Lineage: Eukaryota; Metazoa; Chordata; Actinopteri; Salmoniformes; Salmonidae
Product: von Willebrand factor D and EGF domain-containing protein-like
Source: RefSeq, a predicted model, not a curated record